This is a messenger RNA of Linum trigynum, 2720 nucleotides long. The record is from the annotation of a GenBank genome assembly. Lineage: Eukaryota; Viridiplantae; Streptophyta; Magnoliopsida; Malpighiales; Linaceae.
CUACUCAACUAUAUACGUACAAGGUUGUAGGAACAUCAAACCAUAUAGUGCCCUUCUCCUCCCUACUCCAUUAUAUACCUACACAAACUUCCAUUCCAAAUACACAACUCUCUUUCAAGUUCUCCAUAUAACUUCUCAUAUCUUCCUAACAAGUUUUAUACAUAACAAGCUAGCUAGCUAGCUAGCCCAAUGGAUGCUCAUCACUUCCAACCCAACACCUCCCUAAACUUGAGCCUCCACCACCCGAUGGACCACCACGAUCACGAGUACUAUGGCCAGGUGGUGAACCUCGACCUCGUCCUCGACCCUUACCGAUCUUCCUCUUCCUCCACGACUUCGUCCCCACGAGCUGCUCCGGCUCAUCACGAGCCUCGUGUCUUCUCCUGCAACUACUGCCAGAGGAAGUUCUACAGCUCCCAAGCCCUGGGCGGCCACCAGAACGCCCACAAGCUCGAGCGCACCCUGGCCAAGAAGAGCCGCGAGAUCAUGACCACCACCAGCAACAACAGCAGCUCGUCCACCGCGGCGGCCCUGGCUCGAGCAGCUCGCCAUGCUGCCGGUGGAGCCAAGAAGGGCGCUUACGCGGGUUCGAGCUCUACUGCUGCUGAUCAAUGGAACAGAAGCCACGUGCAGACGAAGAUGUCUUCGUCGUCUGCACGUGGCUCCAGAGAUAUGGAGGUCAUGCAGGAAUGUUAUGAAGAGCCGAACUUCGCGGUUGAUCGUGAUCGUAACUCGUGGUAUGUGGCUAUGGGGUAUAGAGAGAGCCAUGUUCAAGAGGAGUUCAGCGGCCAGCUUGACUUGUCCUUAAGACUAUAAAGUUUAAACGCACGUGCAUAGUGUACUAGUGAUGAAACUAAUCUCUUCUUCUCUUUUUUUUUUCUUCAAAUUUUUUCAAGUUUAUGAUUGGUUGAUCAUCCUGCCGCUAUGUUUUUAUCGGAAGCCGGGGUCACUAGAAUCAAAUUGAUCCAAUGGACUAUAUUAUCGUAUGAGUUUUGGAUGAAGUGUCCAACUUAGCGGUGUUGGGUUCGAAUUUAGUAAACGAUAUUUCUUAUAUUAUCUGGUUGAAAGUGCAAGUGGUAACAACAAAUUACUCAAUUAGUUGACCUUUGUGUGAAUGUCCUGAUUCUUCUGGAGAGAUGAGUGGAUGCACAGUUGAACAAAAAAUGUUUGUAACUGAUUAUUUCACGAAAGUCAUUGAAACUUGUUCCAUUGAACGACAAGUAUGAUUCUCCUUUGUCAAAUGAUCAGUUUUGCCAAGGGAACAACUACUAGAAUAACCGCAACAAUAAUCCCAAGACAAAACCAACGUUAUAUGUGCAAGGGUCAAUCAUAAUAAAGAUUCGUUGUUAGACUUCUCUUCCAAAAAUUGAAUCAUUCAUAGGUAUGAAUGUGAAUCCUUACUAUACACUUCAGAGCAUUCGAUAAUCAAAUUGAAUAGUAGUUUGUUUGGUUUCAAUCUAAUAGCAGCUCAAUCCGUAAUAUUUAUUGAAGCAUAAUAUACGGUGAAUUUGUGCAAGAUCUCAACAUAAACAUUAUCAUUUCUAAUUGAACGACAGAAAUGACAUAUCUACUGUUUGUAACUCUCCACAUAAGCAUAUCACACUUGUUUCAGUUCAUUUGAUAUAGUGGUAAUUGACUUUCAGCAGUACCCUUUUGCAAGGCGUUGCAACAACCAACAAUUAAACUCCAAAUCUGGAGAUAGUAGCUUCGAAUUAGAGGAUAGACUCUCUUUGUUCUCCCUAGAAAUCCUUGAAUCAAUAGCAGGGGGAAAAAAAACAUAAUUCCAAAUCCAUUAAGCAAAGAUUAAAUAUUGUUAAUUUCUUUACAUUAUAUAAGAAACAAUAUACUGAACGAGAGAUGUUUUUAAAUCAACUAAUUUCAAAGCACUAAUGGGUUGGUUUUUGUUUGAAGGUAUAUGAAAUGAAAUUAUUUAAGAUUGACUCGUUCUUGUACAGUUGUACCUCGUCCAAAUUUCCAAUAACUUUUCUCUACUCUACAAAUGUUUUUCAGAUUAAUUAACUACAAAAAUACUUUACCGCUCAUAAGUCGUGUUGUAGACAUCGAUCCUUCAUCUUUUUUCAUACACGCCAAAGCAACAUGAUGAUGAUUUGACUUAACAUGGUUAUCUCUUUAACAAAGUGACUGAUCUAUAAUAAACUCUAGCUAAUUAAUUAAGUAGCAAAUUACAGCAUGGAAAACAUGAUGUAAACUCUAGCUAGCUAUAGCUUGUAAGCACAAGAACAGCAAUACAUAGGACUGUUUUGAUUUGUAGCUAGGUUAGUUAACUUAUUAUAUGAAUUGGUGAAAGCCAGGGGGUGGCUCCGCGGAGAUAAUGUCUCCAUUCCCACAAUUCCAACAUUCUUUUUCUCCAUGAUUUGAUAUCUCUUAUGAUGAAGAAAAGAAGAAGAAGAAGAAGAAGAGAGUUUUGUGUUGGUUGGGUACUUGGGUUUUACUUGCUUACUUAGUUCAAUGACACAACGAUUAGGCAAAGUUCCCAUCACGUAAUCUCUAUUUGACCAAAGGGACAAAGGUCCCACACCAACCAAAACGUCCUUUCUUGUUGUUUUUGAAAACUAAUACUUUCUUAUUUAGCUCAAGUGAUGUGUAAUUGAUUUUGAUUAGCCAUGAAGUACAUGCACUAAAACUAAUGUGUAGUACUAGCUAGUGAUAAACCCCACCUUUAUCUUACCUCAAUGAGUGAAUUAAGGCGCUCCAAAGUA